UAUCAUAAUUAGAUUACAGCUACUAUCACUGCGAAGGAUAUUUCCGUCUAUGUGAAGUUGAAGAGGCUUGUUAGAGACACUGCACGAUUACGCCGAUUAUGUUUGAUAGCAUCCAAGAUAGCUAGCUGCCCUUUGUUCCCGCUGGAUUUCAGCUGUUACGCGCGGAAGCCUGGUUAGACGUCCAUGACGUCGGGGUUUGCAACAAUGCGUAAAUUGCUCGAGUAUAACAUUGACGCAACGAGAACGGGGGCGGUGCAGCAUAACUGGAUUGUGGGCCUCUUCGUAAACGGCGCGCUUGUAUCGGCCAUUGUGGCCUUCUUUAUUGCUCAGUUGUCGAAGGUGUUCACCCACUAUUACCGUGAACAGGUGUGGGACUGGACACGACUCGUCAGCAGCGGGGGAAUGCCAUCCUCGCAUACAGCCCUUAUCAUCGCCCUGACAACAGCAGUUGCCGUCCAGGACGGCACCGACAGCUCCCUCUUCGCCAUGUGUCUGGUCAUCUCGCUCAUCGUCAUGUACGAUGCUACAGGUGUUCGUCUUCAUGCGGGUCGGCAGGCCACCGUUCUGAAUAUCAUCAUAGCGGAGAUGCCACCCGACCACCCAGUACAGGACUCUGGGCGGCUAAGGGACAGCUUGGGGCACACCCCCGUCCAGGUUGCGGUGGGUGCUUUACUGGGAGUGGUGGUGGGGUUAGUGGUGCAGUCGCUCUUCCUGCACGGCUCAGGUGGAGCCAGCGGCGGCUUGGCGGCGAGCUUAGCGGGAGCACUGGCACCUGGACUUGGCGAGCAGGAGCCUCCGGGCGGCGUCCUUGCUGCAGGCGGCAGCGUGGGCGGGGACUUCCUCUCCGGAGGUAGAGGUGUAAAUGUAGGCGGGGCCGGGGGCCUGGUGGCACCCGGUGAACUUCUCUCGGGGUUCGGGAGAGCAGCGCCGGUGGGGGCAACAUAAGGAGGUAAAGGAUGAUGUGGAAACGAGGUAAUGAUUGCGGCGCACGCGAGGGCGCGCCACUACUGGAUAUGCAGACGACACGGGGCGGGUGGCGGGAAGCGUACGCAUGUGUAUUUGGGACUGUUGGUCUGUACGCAACUAUUUGGACCCGGCUGGAGGCCGCUGGGGCUGGUAAUGAAAGGCUAAUGCGAAUGGCGGGAAGCUAGCACACAGCCAAAUCUUCCAGGAUAGGGAUGGAGCGGGCCUUAGCGACUUUUAUGUACAGUGUGCCAACGAAAGAUAUACUUGAAGCAGUAAGGGUAAGGAUUGCCCGGAAAGCCCUCGCGGGGGCAGCAUGCGGGAGACAGGAGAGAUGACGGUUAUUAGACGCAGUGUGUUGAUACAGGCGUGGACGCAGCAGUAGAAGAAAGACUUCGUGGAUAGAUUGGACGGACGUAAAUCAGGCAGGUGGGCCUUGUUGCGUAAGGUGGAGGAGAGCGGCCAACAUUUGGGGUCCUUGCGGCUGAAAAAGCCGUGCACUUGGUGACAGAACACGGACUCCCGAGCGCGAACGUUGUUGCGUCGUGGCCUUGGAGGAGUUGCAUAUGUGCUUCGGAAAAUCCUCUCUGCGAGUUUUUAUCGCCGUUAGUGGAGUUAUUCUGCCCUCAUGCUUUAGCCAAACAUCUUG
This is a messenger RNA of Volvox carteri f. nagariensis, 1612 nucleotides long. RefSeq lists its product as uncharacterized. Lineage: Eukaryota; Viridiplantae; Chlorophyta; Chlorophyceae; Chlamydomonadales; Volvocaceae. The record is from RefSeq and is a predicted model, not a curated record. The transcript has 5 exons. Bases 184 to 945 code for a protein of 253 amino acids.